This is a messenger RNA of Boleophthalmus pectinirostris (great blue-spotted mudskipper), 8826 nucleotides long. RefSeq names its product calmodulin binding transcription activator 1a (gene camta1a). The record is from RefSeq and is a predicted model, not a curated record. Gene Ontology annotation, biological process: regulation of transcription by RNA polymerase II. The transcript has 16 exons. NCBI's taxonomy places the organism in Eukaryota, Metazoa, Chordata, Actinopteri, Gobiiformes, Gobiidae. Gene Ontology annotation, cellular component: nucleus. The coding region runs from base 131 to 4840 and encodes 1569 amino acids. Gene Ontology annotation, molecular function: double-stranded DNA binding; protein binding; transcription coregulator activity.
CCACUAUCUGAAUGUCCCUGCCAUAGAGGAUUGUGGGAAACCAUGUGGUCCCAUCCUGUGCUCCAUCAAUACGGACAAGAAGGAGUGGGCCAAGUGGACCAAGGAGGAGCUGAUAGGCCAGCUCAAGCCUAUGUUCCAUGGCAUCAAGUGGACCUGCAGCAAUGGAAACAGCAGUUCUGGCUUUUCGGUGGAGCAGCUGGUGCAGCAGAUUCUGGACAGUCACCAGACAAAGCCCCCUCCCCGCACUCACAACUGCCUGUGCACAGGAACCCUGGGAGCAGGCAGCAGUGUGCACCACAAGUGCAACAGCUCCAAACACCGGAUCAUCUCCCCAAAAGUGGACCCCCGCUCCGGGGCCUACAGUGCCCACUCUGAGGUGCAGAACAAUGAUGUGUCUGAGGGCAAAACUGAGCACAGCUCCCAUGGGGGAGGCAAAGGCUCUGGAGCAGGAGGAGGGGGCAGCACAAGAGAGAAACGCAAUGGAAAAGUCCAUAAGCCCGUCCUGCUGCACCAGAACAGCACAGAGGUGUCGUCCACCAACCAGGUGGAGGUCCCUGACACCACCCAGAACUCCCCCGUGUCCAUCAGCAGCGGUCUGAACAGCGACCCUGACCUGGCAGACAGUCCUGUGGUCACAGGCAUGGGUCAUGUGGCCUCUGUCAUGUCCAGUCUGUCUCAGAGCGUAUUCAUGUCGGAGGUGACCGGAGACCCUGUGUACAGCAUGUCUCCCACUGGGGGCCCUAACUCCCAUUUGAUGGGCCCCGAUGGCACCUCCCAGGGCCUGGUGCAUAAGUUUGCUUUUCCCGGGGGAGGGGUGGGGGAGCCCGGCUCUUCAGCGGGAGACCUCUCCAUGUUGUCCUCCGCGGGGGUCUCAGAGGAGCUGGUACUGUCCAGUAGUUUGGACACUGGUGGCCUCAAAAUCCCAGAGACUAAUAUGAACUUUGACCCUGAUUGCUUUCUUAACAACCCCAAACAGGGUCAGACCUAUGGGGGCAGUGCUUUAAAGACUGAGGGGAACUCUUCCGCCAACUCCUCCUCCAACGGCAAUGGUAACACUAAUGGUCUACAGCAGUCCCCUUCUCUGUCUGAUAACAGCUACAGCUACAACUCAGCUCUGGUCAAAAACAUCAAGACAGAGGACACAUCCUUUGAGCAGCAGCUGGCUAAGGAGAGUGGUUACCAGGUGGGGGCAGUAGUGAAUUGUGGCAGUGGGGUGUCUUCAGGAGCUGGCUCAGGCCAGACUGGCCUCGGUCUGACCCCAGCUGGUUCUCUGCUGCCCUCUGGUGGAGGUCUGAGCCCCAGCACUACUCUGGAACAGAUGGACUUCAGUGCCAUUGAUGCUAAGCAGGAAUACAGUUCCACUGCAACAGCAGUCAGCUAUGGUCAGUCCAUGACCAGCCCCCACAUGCAGCACCAGAACCAAUCACCCAGCUUCUUCCUCCAGGACACCUCUCAGAACAGUCAUGCCCAACAAGGCCGCCCCAGCCUGGGCCAGAAAACUCACCUGAUGGAGCACAACCACGACUCUGGGGCCUACAUGGGCCUCCAGGUGAAGAGCGACUCUCCCGGUAACAACAGUCACCUCCACCACCACCACCAGGGGCAGCACAGAGCUAAUUGUAACGGAGGCUCUCCCACAGAGGGACCCCAGAGUGGCUCGUUGCAGCUGCUGCAGUAUCAGGGCUCUUUCCCUGGUUUAGGCUCUGAGCAUGAAGAGGUGGUGGGUUUAGAACAGCAGAAUAAUGUCAACUCUGCUCAGAGUGGGGCUUCCGAAAAUGGCACUGACAGUUUGUUGAAAGCGGGGGAUCACAUCCAGGCCUGUGGGGCAGGAAACGGGGACGGAGGAGUGUCUGAGCACUAUUUGCAGCAGGCCUCAGAUGGUUCUGGAGGAGCAGAGAACAUUCAUAAUGGAAACACCAACAGUGACGGAAGUGGUCGCUCACAACAGCAGCUGCAGCCUCUGCUUCAGGGUUCAGCCAUGGUCCAAGGUCUGUACAACCACCAAAGCCUGACUGCCUCAAGUAAUGGGGCAGCGGGAGGGCCUGGCAUGGAGAUCAACCUGGAUCACUUUGACAUCUCUUUUGGGAAUCAGUUCUCUGACCUCAUCAAUGACUUUAUCUCAGUGGAUGGUAGUGGGACAGCUAUGGCGGGGGGCGGGGCUCUGUACACUCACCAGCUUGUGACCUCACAAUGCUCAGAGACUCAGAACACAACCAACGGAGCGCCCCCUCAAGGCCAGGAGGAUGGAGAAGCCCGAGGCACCGGGUACAGCCCGUCAGACCUCUGCCUUCAGCCCUGCUGCAGUCCCCAGUCUCUGAGUGGGGCGACUGGAGGGGGAGGCUCUGCUGGAGAGCCAGGUUCACUGUCCUACAUGAAUGUAGCAGAAGUGGUGAAUGCUGCUGUGGCCCAGGGAACUCUGGGAAUGCUCCAGGCCACCGGACGCCUAUUCAUGGUCACUGACUACUCCCCAGAGUGGUCCUAUCCUGAGGGUGGGGUAAAGGUGCUCAUCACUGGACCCUGGCAGGAGGCCAGCUCAAACUACAGCUGCCUGUUUGACCAGAUCUCAGUUCCUGCCUCUCUCAUCCAGCCAGGAGUCCUGCGCUGCUACUGCCCAGCUCACGACACAGGACUGGUGACACUACAGGUGGCUGUUAGUAACCAGAUCAUCUCCAACUCUGUGGUGUUUGAAUACAAGGCCCGUGCACUGCCAUCACUGCCAUCCUCCCAGCACGACUGGCUCUCUCUGGACGAUAACCAGUUCAGAAUGUCUAUCCUGGAGCGCUUGGAGCAGAUGGAGAGGAGGAUGGCUGAGAUGGCCAGUCACCAGCAGCAGAGCGGCACGGGGAGUGGGGGCACGGGAGGAGGCACAGGGGGCUCAAGCGGAGGAGCUGGGACUGGAGGAGGCAACAGUAGCCAGGCUCAGUGUGUAACUAGCCCAACCCAGCCCAGCAGUUCCUUUGAAAGCCGUGUGGUGGUGGUCUGUGAGAAGAUGAUGAGCAGAGCCUGUUGGGCUAAAUCCAAACAUUUAAUCCACUCCAAGACAUUCAGGGGCAUGACCCUUCUGCACCUGGCGGCCGGCCAGGGCUACGCCACCCUCAUUCAGACUCUCAUCAAGUGGAGGACCAAACAUGCAGACAGUAUUGAUCUAGAGCUAGAGGUGGACCCCCUUAAUGUGGACCACUUCUCCUGCACACCACUGAUGUGGGCCUGUGCUCUGGGCCACCUGGAGGCAGCUGUGGUCUUGUAUAAAUGGGACAGACGAGCCCUAGCCAUCCCUGAUUCUCUGGGUCGCCUGCCCCUGUCGAUCGCCCGCUCUCGGGGCCACACUAAAUUAGCUGAGUGUCUAGAGCAGCUGCAGAGAGAGGAGCAGCAGCCGGCUGCUCCUCUGCCCCCAAACCGCGUGUCCUUCUCCCAGGCCUCUGACCCCCCCACCUCAGGCAGCUGGAUGGCUAACUGGCCAAAUGACAGUGUCACCACACACACCAGCAAGAAGGGAGGAGCUGCUACCACUACUACCACUGCAGCCAACACCAGCCUCAAUCCAGACUUGAGAAGGCCACGGUCAGAGCCAUCCAGCUACUACAGCAGUACAGAGGCCCAGAAAGACCUGCCUCAGGCUAAAAAACACAAACCAAACCCUGAACUGUUCCAAGGCCGACCAGACAAGGCCAUGUCUGUCCCUCUGAGUCUGGAGCAACAGCAGCUCCACAAGCUCUCAUCCAGCCCCAAGAGCCUCCCCUCAGACGGGCUGAGCUCAGACAAGAGUCUGUCAGCAGGAAGCGGUCGAUGGAGCUCGAGAGAGGCCUUCUCUAGUGGAGUGGGCAGGAAGGGCCAGGGGCCAGGGCCAGGCAGCAGUGUGGGCAAGGAGAAACUGGCGAGCCGCCUGCGCCAGCGCGAGCAGCUUGGCAUGUUGGUCAUGGCUGACAAAGAGAUGGCUGAUGCAGAACUUCUGUCAUACAGAGAGGACCUGGAAAACCAGGACUGUCUCACACAAAUGGACGACCUGCAGGUAAACAUGAUGACUCUGGCAGAGCAGAUCAUUGAAGCCACUCCAGAGAGAAUAAAGAGGGAGACCUUCAGCUCCUCCGACUCUGCGCCCUUGGACUCAUCAGGAGUCACCAACACCAUGAACUGGCUUGCCAAUUAUCUGGGGGAUGUGGAGCAGCUCCCAAGCAUCAUACACCUAAGAAACCUGUACAACGAGCCCCUGACCCCCACAUCUAACCCCAGCCACAGUCCCGGAAGCUCUCCUGUGCGGGAGGGCCCCCUGGAGAAGUCCACACUGCCAUCGCCGGCCGACUGGAGCGAGUUCAUCAGUGCCUCCAACAGUAAAGUGGAGCGUGAGCUGGCCCAGCUGACUCUGUCUGACCCCGAGCAGAGAGAGCUCUACGAGGCCGCGCGGCUCGUCCAAACUGCCUUCCGCAAGUACAAGGGGCGGCCCCUGCGAGAACAACAGGAAGUAGCUGCUGCCGUAAUUCAGCGUUGUUACAAGAAGUACAAACAGUAUGCACUUUAUAAGAAGAUGACGCAGGCCGCCAUCCUUAUCCAGAGUAAAUUCCGCAGCUACAAUGAACAAAAGAAGUUCCAGCAGAGCAGGAGGGCUGCAGUGCUCAUUCAGCAAUACUACCGCAGCUACAAGGAGUGUGGUCGACUCAAGCCCCACCACCGCGGAGCUGCUGCCCUGGUGCAGCACAAGCUCAGAGGCAGUCUACUUACUAAGAGGCAGGAUCAGGCUGCCAGGAAGAUCAUGAGGUUUCUGCGCCGCUGCCGUCACAGGGUGAAAGAAUUGAAAAGGGCCAGGGAACAUGAGACACCUCCGAAGAGCCCCCUCGCAAUGUGACAUCCUUCUCCUGACUUUAUUUUUGUUCGUACCCAAGACAUUUUACAAAGGGAAAAUUGGGUGUUGGGGCAGCGAUUCAUAAACUUAUUAAGGGUUUCAAAUAAUAUCACGUGUACAACAGCAUUUUUUCACAUCCGGACGGAGAACGGCGACUCUACGGGACUCUAAACUCCAAGGGUUAAUGUGUGGGGUGCUGGACAUUUGCUUUGCUGCAUUUUUUGCACUUUUUGUCAUGGAUUUUAUUUAUUUUUAUUUAAAUUUUUUUACUUUUUUUUUUGGGAAAUGACAUUGGAAGCAAACAUGGUGUGAAGAUUAGACUGAGAAGAGAAGAUCUCAGAGGAUAGGGACAAAGACACUCUGGGCUCCAAUUCAUCAUUUUUUUGGAUUAUUUUCAAAAACCAAAAUGUAUUGAUCAACCGCACCUUCGUAUCCACCGCUGUAGAUAAUCUUAGUUGAGCUUCUCAUCCUUCCCCAGCCGCCUGCCCACGCUCGGGUAGAGCUACGAUUGAAUGUAGUCGGGGUUCACCACACAAAAAAUGGGGAGAUGAAAUAUUUAGUUUGGUCAUUUUUUUGUCCCAAAAUAUCAGUGUCCCUCGAUUACUUGAAUUAGUUCCACACUGUCCACUGUACCUGUUACAUCGUUGUAUUAGUGAGCUGUAUCUCCAGACUAUAUGUGGUUAAAUACUUCCCAGAAAAAUGCAUGACUUCUUGGGGAGAAAUUGUCUGCUUGUGUGCUUAUGGUCUAGUCUUUCAGCCUAUCCUCUGACUUCAUUUUGGAUUUCCAGUUUAGUGGUCACUCAUUGGAUAUUGCUCUUCUCAAACCCAGAUAAAAACUUGCCUAUUUUUUGUGUUGUAAGGUCAUGCGAAUUUUAAGUGUUGUUUUUACAUGAACUUGGGGGUCCGCUUGAGACCCUUAAGGGGGAGAUCACAUACAUUGCCUUGACGUCUUAGAGAUUCUUUGAGGGGUCCCUAAGCUUGUCCCAAACUAGGGGUUUGACAAAUCCAUAUUUUUGACAAUUGAGCGAUUUCUGUAUAUAAAGAAGGCUGAAAGUAAGUAGAAAAAAAACAUUUACCCAAAGGGGAUUGUAUUUUAGAAAUAUAUUAUUUUAUUCAUUAAAAAAGGGGUCAAAAACUGGUACGUGACAAAAACAAAAUAUUUGUAUAGUUUUGUUUGAAUGCCUCAGAAGUAUGGUUGUAUUGUUUGUAUAUAGUGUAAAUAUCUGGGAUCUAAAUGAGCUAUGUGCAUGAGAAGUACACAACAGAGUUAAAGGGAAAAAACAACAAAAGCAGUAGUGGCUAUGCUCUGUAAAAUGAAAAGUAUUUCACUAUUAGAGUAUUUUAUUUUAUUUGGAUUGUUCUUGAGGAGAACAGUUUUGCUAAAGCAUGAUAUUAUUGCAAUAUGAAAAAAUGAAAAAUACAGUAUUUAGAGUUAGGAAAAGUCUGCAGAUUAUCUUAAAACAACUUCUGUUUACAUUUUUUAUUUAUAUUUAUUUUAUUUUGGGCUACCAAGAAUCUUUUGCCAAUGGUGCCAAGUGAAUGCUAACUAGCUUAAGAGUUAAGUUAUUUUUGCAGAACAGAUAAUCAUCAGUGAAGUCCACACUAGCACUCCAAGCCGUAGGAUCACAAGAACAAAAGGAACACAGACUGCGUAGAAAAUCCCAUUUAGCCAUCAAAUGUCAUCACAUGAUCAUAGAAACGUAAGCAUUUAUUUUGAAAACCUCUGAGCUUUUAAUGUUGCGGUCAUUUCAAAUGGAAUGUCAUUUGUUACUGUGGUUUGAUCUUAAAGAUUGUAAAGGCAGCCUUGCCCAUGGUGACACCACCAGCCCUCUCAUUGUCUCAUCAAAGACACUUUGUGUCAGUAUCACUAUAGUUAUUCUGCCAUAAACCUAGUAUUCAAAUGUGUGUUAUGAAAAUAUCCCUGUUCAAGGCUGCCAAACCUGAAUAUGCUAUGUAUUCAAUGUACAGACCUACAUUAAGACCAUGUGUAGCAUAAUGUACAUGGGGAUGAUCACAGAGCAGCUCCAAUGUUAUUGAAUGCCCUGGUGCCAUGUUAAGUGAAGGCUGUUUAUGAACUGUAACUCACUAGAGCUGCUGAUUUGGUGCCUGUCGGCUGCUGCAUUAUUCAUGUAAUAUCUGUAGCAGAGCUACCAGGAAGUGUAUUCUGUAUCCAACUGACACCAUUGGAUUAUUCAGACAAGUGCCACUGCAAACCUGCGUUUGUUCAUUGAUAUUGUACCAUGUGAUUUGGUCCACAAAGGUUCUCCCUGCGUGUUAUGUAGAAAGUGCCUCUUCAUAUGUGCAUCACCUGAGUUUGUAACUAAAGCUAAUCCUCACAUCCACUCAAACCCAGCACCGCUGCAACUGUCCACAGGCUUCCCUUUGUUUGCUUUACGUCUGUUCCUCUGUUUCCAAUGCCUUUUCAAGUCACACUACAAAUGCCACUACUGGGGUUUGUUGGGGCAUUCUUCCUCAGUGCUGUGGUCAGAAUGCAUAGCCAAUGCAAUGUGGUGGCAAAGGAGAAGGAUCUAUUAUGCUUGCAUGGGUAAAAUAGUUAACUUGGUGACUUUGGUGCACCUAAAGCAUGCUUAUUUUCCUAGAAUCGGUAGUCGGAUAGACUUGUAAAAGACGCUGCUUUGACGUGUGUCACAGAACUCUGAAAGACAGAGAGCGUGUGACUGCAGAAUACAGUGAGCACCACUCAGAGACAGGAUUCACUUUAAACAAACUUUGAACUUUUCUUUUUAACUUUUCCUUUAUCAUUUAGAUGUAGACCAUUCCAGGCUUGGGCUAGAGCGAGAGUAGAGACCAGUGAGAGAGACACAGUAAAUUAGACACAACCGCAUAUGCACAAGGACAGGUACGCACACUCACACACUACACAAACACACAUGCACACACAAUUACACAGACACACACAUACACACACAGACACGAAGCACACUCUCUCUGUAUUUUACUCAGGCGUCCAAAAUGGGGAGGAGGAAAAAGAGCAGAACAAGCUCUGUUCAAACAUCAAUUCUACUCAAACUUCUGGGCUAAAUUGUAAUAUUUUACAUCCAAAUGAAAGAACCGGGGCGUAAUCUGAUUUCCUCUUUGCGCCGGAGAGCAUUACACACACCAGUGGAGCCUAACGUGCCAUUAUAUAUUGCUCAUUAAUAUAAAUGAUUUGACAUUCUUUCACAGUUGCCCAUUCAAUCAGGGUACAAGUCUCUGGCGGUUAUUUGGGCCUUUAAUUUAUCUUUGACAAAGUACAGAGGGAGCCCCGAUCCAGAGCGCACUUAUCUGAAAGUUCACCUGCAAAUCUUAUUUUUACUGCCACUACUGAAUGAGAUGACAGGUUAGCUUAGGGGCACGUCCUAUUCUCUUGUGAUACGGCCACUCCUCCUCUUCCUUUGACCCUCUCAAAGCUCCCCACAGGUAGCCACAGCCGGACUAACAGUCGUUCAACAUGUACCACUCGCACACCAAGCAAUAAAGAACUAUUUGUGGAGACCUCUAGACCUAGUGACAAAUGAUUGGAUAUAUGUAGUCGACUUUCUCUUAUGCAAAUGCCAGUAUUGCAAGACAAGCAUUCAGUAGUUUUAUGGACAGCAAUCUUAUGGCACCCUUUACCGAAACUGCACGUUUUCAUCAAUUCCGAAAACCGUAAAAGAAAAGCAGGCCCUGCUUUGAUAGGAAGUCUUGGGUCCUCGACACUUUGCAUGUGAACUAGCGUUAGAUCUGUUUUCCGCUCCUAUAGUUGUCUAUCUCUGUCUUUCUCUGUUAUGUGACCUCAUUUAUUUUACAAGCCCCGCCCCCUCUCCUUAAAAUACUUUCAUCUUCUCUGGGUUCUCCUAACGUGUUAUACUUUUGUCCCUUUUUCUUCCUGUUCUCUUCUUUGUAAGUUUUAUUUUUGUAAUUGUGCAUGUACAAGCGUCACUGACUCGAUGGAAAUGUUUAAAAUAAAAAAGAGAUUUCAGCUGCUGAAGCCAUGCAAAACAUUUUGA